AUGGAACGGUUCGGUGUGUGGCAGAACGUGCACGCGGUCAAUCUGACCGCCAUGAGAGACACCUCGCCCCGCUCGAGAAUACAGUUUCAUAUCCAAUCAUGGUACUCGGAAGUAGAAGACUUCGAUACCGCUGAAUUCGGAUUGGUGAAUUUCACGGCACGAUGGUACCUGUCUUACAUCCCUUUCGCGUUGUCGACGAUUAGCCAGGUGGGUUGUGGCCGAGCAAUUUACACAGCCAGACCUGAGCAAUCGACGAGAGAUGCAGCGGAGACAGCACGGGCGUCGGUAGGGAAGCGUACAAUAGGCGUCGGUUUCGGGGAUCGAGUUGAGGCCCUGGUGUGCAAUUACGGGCCCCUCGAUCGGAACACGCCUAGAGAACUCUACGAAGACGGUGUACCAGCUCUUUGUCCACCGGGGACGACCCGCAGCCUGCAAUACCUAGCUCUCUGUCAAAAGUUUCAGGUGUGGCAAUCGCAAGGUGAAACUCAGCAGAAUGGAAAGGGAGACGCAACGGCGAGGAAUAGCAGCGCAUCUUCGAUUAAACCAGCAGUUCAUCUCGUUCGGCUGCUGUUAUUACUGCCGGCGCGUCUAUCGUUGAGCUCGACUACUUACAGCUUUUAAACGUCGCCAGUAGUUGUCCAUAAAACUCGUUCGCCAGUUAACCACUGUUUACACGCACGGCGCCCGCCACCGCGACGGUGUCAUCUCAUUAGCGUUAACAACACGACGGGAAGCAGAAGAGACGGGACAAGGGAGGAAGGCGUUAAUUUCGACUCGGUCAAUUUGCCAGGCCAUUACUUCCCGGGCUAAGGAUUUGAUCGCGCAAUUAAGCGACGAAGGUGGAGCCACUGCUUCGAGUCGAGGCAAAAAAUCCGACAUGCUGCGUUAAUUGAAACGGACAGGCAGAGAUGGCAGAGAAAGAGAGAGAGAGAGGAAAGGUUGAUGAAUAUUUUAACGAAAAUUCUGAAGAAAUCAUUAUAAGAAUUCCUUUUUUGGAGAACGGAACUACUGACCCCCACCCCCACCCCCUCCAACUCGGUUGCUGCUGGAUAGAACGGAUUUCGUUUUCGAAACGGAAGAGAAUCGACGACCCGGAAUAUCGAAACGGCUUGUCGUUGAUAGCACUUUUGCCUCUGUGUCCUCGGGUUGUUCCUCUUAUCGGUCGUGUUCCCGCUCACGCGUGGGCC
Messenger RNA from Ceratina calcarata, 1187 nucleotides. RefSeq lists its product as uncharacterized. The transcript is spliced from 6 exons. Lineage: Eukaryota; Metazoa; Arthropoda; Insecta; Hymenoptera; Apidae. The coding region runs from base 1 to 621 and encodes 206 amino acids. The record is from RefSeq and is a predicted model, not a curated record.